CUCAUCUCCUCAUAUAUAUCACCAUAAUGCCGGGCAAGAAGAAAAAGUCAGGCAACAAAUCAGCCGCAAGGCCAAUUCCAACACAUCAAGAUUCAUUAAGAAUGGAUAUAGAAGCAGCCAGACAUCACAAUAUGGACCAUAUCUCAAACGACAUAGGGGAGGAUGAGAAUGAAGAUGGACUGGAUAUAGCCGAUCAACUAUUAGCAAGCCUCGAUGCACGAGAUAAAGCAGCCGAUAAAGUGCAAAAAGCAAGUAUCGACGAAGAAAGAGCAAACGGAAGGCAUCAUUUAUUUGGAUCUCAUCAUAGCGCAUCAGAACAGAGCGGCCUCUCUGCCGGACAUUCUACCAGUCCACUUCGACAGGCAGGAGAAAAGCUACUUCAUGCUGGCGAAAAGAUUUUUGGUCAUCAUGGACACGAAAACGAAAGCACUUCUCCAGGCUCUCACCAACCAGAAAGAGCAACAACAGUCAUUCCUACAAAUGACCGAAAAGGAUCGAUAAGAAGAUUGUUCGGCUCAUCUCCGAACAAAUCACACACUUCGGCUGAUAUGGAGGCAGAGCAAAACGGAAGCGGUGGAGGGAAGAAAAAAAUGUCACGACAGAAAGCACGACUGGAACGCAAAGCUGCCGAAAUGGAAGCUCAACGUUUACAAGCAGAAGAGGAACUUAAAGCGAACGGAGGAAAACCCGAUGAAGCUCAACGUGAACGAGUUGCUUUGACAGAUUUGUGCAGAGCGCUGAAAGUACAGAUGUAUGAGAUUACUCCGGAUGGUCAUUGUCUUUAUGCAGCCGUUGCUGAUCAACUUAACAUUCUCGGCAAAUCACAAUCUAAACUCAAUUACGUUGAUACACGUAAAGCAACUGCUGAAUAUAUGCGAAAGCAUGGUGAUGACUUUAUGCCAUUUAUUUCUGAUUCGGAUGAACAUAUGGCCGGAAUCGAGAACAAAGAAGCAGGACAAGAAACACACAAUAUGUCACAACAAGAAAAAUACUUUUUAGGUUAUUGUGAUGCCAUCGAAAAGACGGCCGUUUGGGGUGGUCAACCGGAAAUUUUGGCUUUAUCUCGUGCUUAUCAUACGCCCAUCCAUGUCGUUCAAGCAGGCAGUCCGGUGGUAAAAGUUGGAACAGAAGAAGCAUCCGGUCCUGAUGAUUUACCAGUCAUCAUUUCGUACCAUCGACACAUGUAUGGUUUGGGUGAGCACUACAAUUCCUUGCACAAGGUCAAGGGUGCUUGA
Molecule: messenger RNA, 1235 nt
Organism: Meira miltonrushii
Lineage: Eukaryota; Fungi; Basidiomycota; Exobasidiomycetes; Exobasidiales; Brachybasidiaceae
Product: OTU-domain-containing protein
Exons: 3
Coding region: 27-1235 (402 amino acids)
Biological process (GO): protein deubiquitination
Molecular function (GO): cysteine-type deubiquitinase activity
Source: RefSeq, a predicted model, not a curated record